This is a messenger RNA of Hippocampus comes (tiger tail seahorse), 599 nucleotides long. Its product is annotated as arachidonate 15-lipoxygenase B-like. Gene Ontology annotation, molecular function: oxidoreductase activity, acting on single donors with incorporation of molecular oxygen, incorporation of two atoms of oxygen; metal ion binding. The record is from RefSeq and is a predicted model, not a curated record. Gene Ontology annotation, biological process: lipid oxidation. Lineage: Eukaryota; Metazoa; Chordata; Actinopteri; Syngnathiformes; Syngnathidae. The coding region runs from base 58 to 321 and encodes 87 amino acids. The transcript has 2 exons.
CCCCUGACCCUGCAACGUCCUCCCCCAACCAAAAAGGGGACAACCAGCGAGGCCACAAUGUUGCAGACGUUGCCUGUUAUCAACGUGACCGUUCAGGGAAUGGCCGUCGUCUGGUUGCUCAGCAGGCAGUCCUCUGACUUUGUCCCCCUCGGACAUUACCCAGAAGACCAUUUCACAGAGGAGAUCCCCCGCCAGCUGCAAAAGGAUUACAAAGCCGAGCUUGACAAGUUGUCGACCACAAUCAACAACAGGAACAAAACGUUGGAGAUCCCUUACACUUACCUGGAUCCAAAGAACGUCGAGAACAGCGUGGCCAUCUAAGCGUCGGAAAUAUAUGAUGUGAUAUUAGCCAUCCAUCCAUGUUUUAGCACCGCUAGCACAUCGGACUGGCACUUAAAAUGGCGGCAGACGUGCCUGCCCCUCCCCCCCAUCUGUUAUUGCGCAACGCCGCUUGGUGAAGCGUCACUUUAGAUUGGUGGCGACGCCGGGUAGUAAAUCACAUCCAAACUGUCUGUCACUCAAAAACACGUUUUAUUUACAAUCGGCUCUGCGCUGAUUUUGAAUAUGGUGAACAUGCAUAUGACGUAACGUUAAAAAAA